Molecule: messenger RNA, 2406 nt
Organism: Lycium ferocissimum
Lineage: Eukaryota; Viridiplantae; Streptophyta; Magnoliopsida; Solanales; Solanaceae
Product: histidine kinase CKI1-like
Exons: 7
Coding region: 1-2406 (801 amino acids)
Biological process (GO): phosphorelay signal transduction system
Cellular component (GO): nucleus
Molecular function (GO): phosphorelay sensor kinase activity
Source: RefSeq, a predicted model, not a curated record
AUGAAGCAACGCACAUUUAAAGUACCAAGGCCUGUUUGUUUCUGUUUAGUUCUGUCAUUCACAAUGCUAUUGGUACCUGCUCUAUUGAUACCUUUUUGGGUCAAUAAGGUCAGAAUUAUUGAAGGCCGGAUUAAGGUGCAUGCAUCAGCCAAUGUAAAAGAUGUUGUUCUACAAAGCCAUUUUCACAAGAACAUUAAAUUUGGAUUCAUGUUAAUCAUCUUAAUGAUGGUUGCAUUGGCUGUUUCAAUAUUCACUUUUGUGAUACUAACAAUACGAUCUGGAAGAAGGGAAAUGUAUUUGUGUUCCGCACUUAUUAAGCAAAUGGAAGCAACUCAUCAAGCUGAAAGGACGAGUACGGACCAAAGCACUGCAUUUGGUGAUGCAAAUCAUGAUGUUAGAGGUUCUCUUGCUGGAAUCACUGGAUUAAUUUGGAUGUGUCGCGCUCAUGCUUCGCCUGGAUCCAAAUUGGUGGAGUAUUUGAAUCAUAUGGAAUCUCGCGUGGACAGUCUUUUAGCCUUAUUAAAUAAAAUUCUUGACGAAAGCAAGAUCAAAGAAGGAAAGAAGCAACUUGUGGAAGAAGAAUUCAAGAUGGAUGAGCUACUAGAAGAUAUUGUCUACCCCCUUUACACUAAUGGAGUGAUGAAGAAUGUCGACGUGAUACUAGAUCCAUGUGAUGGUUCUGUCGCAAGAUUCUCUCGUGUUAAAGGAGAUAAGAUACAAUUACAACGGAUCUUGAAUAACUUGUUACAAAAUGCAGAUAAGUUCACCUCAGAGGGGCACAUUACUCUUCGUGCUUGGGCUCGAAAACCUAGUUUUGAUCAAAGUUCCAAUCUUACUCCGAACACAAGUAAUACUAGUACUGGUUGUAUGUCAUGUUUACGUUUACAGAGCGAUGAAGCUUCUGUAGAACUGCGAGUCCUGAAUAAAGUUCAGCAAGAUCCCAAAUGUGUAGAGUUCAUAUUCGAGGUGGAUGAUACGGGGAAAGGAAUUCCUAAAGAGAAACAGAAAUCAGUUUUUGAGAAUUAUGUUCAAGUGAAUGAUCAAACAACUUCUGUUCAUGGAUCACAAGCAGGCACUGGCUUAGGUCUCGGGAUAACUCAGUCGCUGAAAUCUCCUUGGGUUCGGUUAAUGGGAGGUGAAAUAGGUAUUGGCGACAAGGGCAUUGGUGAAAAAGGCACUUGCUUUAGAUUCAACAUUUUCCUCAUAGCAUGUGAUCAACCUCAAGCUCAAGAUCAUGAAGCAAUUAGUGUUAAUUAUGCAAGAGAAGAUGAUUUGGAGUCCCAAUUAGGAGGAGGUUAUACAUCUAGUGACUCCUAUUAUAGUAUCACUAGCCAUCAAAAACCAGAAAAUUCCAAUGUCAUUCUUUUCAUUAAGGAGGAAGAAAGAUGUCGAGUUCUUCGUGGAUUCAUGAUGAAUAUAAUAGGCUUAAAGGUACAUGUCAUUAAUCGACGCGGGAAGUUUUCUCAAACUCUGGAGAAGUUAAAAAGGAAAAUAAUCAACUUUGCAUCAUACAACUCCUCAUCCUCAGGAAAAUCGAAGGAAAUUCCCCUAAGGGCUCUAGAUGGAACAGAUAUUGAUGAUAGGGGCAGAGGACUUAUAAGAUUCAUCUUGAUUAUAGUUGACACAAGUGUUGGACUAACUCGAGAAAUAAGCCGUGCUAUGGCUGAGUUCCGAAAGGACUUCCCUAAGAAUGUGUCCCUUCGAGUUGUUUGGCUCGAUAAACCAGGCGUAGACGAGGAUAAGCUACCUUCAACUGACAUAGUCAUCGCAAAACCACUACAUGGUUCUGAUUUAUAUCGUGCCCUCGAAUUUGUACCAGAGUUUAGAGAUAAAUUUUUACCACCAACCGUCACACAAGAAGAAAUGGAGGAUGAAACAACUUCAAGAAUGAAGAUACAACAGCCUCUGAUGAAUCCACCCUUAGAAGCGAAAAGACAGGAUGUUUCUGUUGAUGUUAACGGAAGUUCUAGUAAUAACUUACCUUUAACAGGAAAGAAAAUCUUGGUGGUUGAGGAUGAUAACAUGUUACUUAUGAUUUGCCUAGUCGUGGUUUCUAAGCUUGGUGCAACCACUUACACAUGCGGAAAUGGUGAAGAAGCUCUAGAUCUUGUUCGCAAAGGCCUUAGUGAUCAACGAGAUAUAGGGCCAUCCACUCCUUCACCACCAUUUGAUUAUAUUCUGAUGGAUUGUCAGAUGGCAGUGAUGGAUGGAUUUGAAGCAACCAAAUGCAUCAGGGAAGAAGAGGCACAUUAUGGAAUUCGAAUUCCCAUCAUAGCUUUAACAGCACAUACAAAGGAAGUGACAGACAAGAUUUUUCAAGCUGGAAUGGAUUAUUACAUAGAAAAACCGAUCAGUGAUGCUAAGCUUCUGAAAGCCAUAGAUUAUAUCGAGCAUAGAAACGUUUAA